Molecule: messenger RNA, 1085 nt
Organism: Leptidea sinapis
Lineage: Eukaryota; Metazoa; Arthropoda; Insecta; Lepidoptera; Pieridae
Exons: 6
Coding region: 168-1010 (280 amino acids)
Source: RefSeq, a predicted model, not a curated record
ACAAAGCAGCAAAGCAGCGGAGAAUUGAUAAAUAUAAAUCACACGAUUAUUUUCAUUUCUUCUUUAGUUUCGUUAAAAUAACUAUAAAAGUUUACAAGAUGGUAAAUUAUAGAUAAGCAAAUAUACUUACGUUCUUUUAACUAUGAAACGAUUGUUUUAGCCGUAAAAUGCACAAUCAACAACAAUCUUCAAACUGUAAUGUGCAUCCAUAUCAAACCACGCUCGUGUCUAGAAGUGAGCAACAAUUUGCCACAGCAUCCCGACAAAGAGCAAAGUAUCCAUGGGUUGAGAUCAGUGCUCCAGUGUAUCAAGCUGCUGGUACUGAUAGCUCUACUACUGAAAAUGCAUAUCAUGUCCCCAAUUAUUACCAAAGUAAGGAUUAUAUUCCUACAUCUCCAGUUUACCAUUCACCAUAUGGUACAGUCCCUUGGAAGAACUAUGCAAAGGGAGAGAAGUCUACCUCAUCAAAUACAUACAGUUUCCCAGUGUGUGCAUCAGCAUUUUCUCUACCACUAUGUGAUGGUGAACAAUUGCAAACUGCUGAUCAGUCUCCAAUUGAAACUCUUCCACCAGCAACUCCUGAAGUGCCUAUCUUAGGAGCAUGUGGAGGGCAUUGCCCAGGAUUUGAAUAUGUGUGUUACUAUAUAUUACAGGUUAUAUUUGUUGUGGGAAUUUUAACUGGAAUCUCAUUGUGCAUAGCUGGUAUUGUAUUGAGACGGACAAACCGAAAUGGUGAUCUCGGAGUGCUUGUGUACAUUGGAUGUCUUUCGUCAUGUGUGUGUGGAGUGUUGUUAGGUGUGCAAUGCUGUGUGCGUCGUGAGAUAAAGCAAAGAAAGAUGAGAGCAAUGACACACAUUCCUAUGCAGUCAAUGCAGGAGGUACCUACAACUACGGGAUUUCCAUUGCUACCACCUGCUUUGCCCCAACAUCAAGUAUACAGGCCCACAGUUAGUGAUGUGGAGGAGGAUUUGCUUGGAGUGCCAUGGUGGCGUCGCACCAAUAGAGACUGAUUUCUAACGCUAAGUUAUCUUUUAAGUAAUAUGACUAAUUUGUAUCUAACGAAAUAAAUAAAUGUGUUUUGUAUA